AAUAAGUACACAGAUACAGACAUGGGAAGUGAGCAUUACUGCCUGAGGUGGAACAAUCAUCAGAGCAACUUGCUGGGUGUGUUCAGUCAGCUGCUGGAGUCCGAGUCGCUGGUGGACGUGACGCUGGCGUGCACGGAGGGCCCGUCCAUACGCGCGCACAAGGUCGUACUCUCGGCGUGCUCGAGUUACUUCCAGGCCCUGUUUCUCGACCAUCCGAACCGCCAUCCCAUCGUUAUACUGAAGGACGUGCGCUUCGCCGAGCUGCGCACUCUCGUCGACUUCAUGUACAAGGGCGAGGUCAACGUCGAGUACUGCCAGCUGUCAGCUCUCCUCAAAACGGCCGAGAGCCUCAAGGUCAAGGGCCUCGCCGACAUGACCAACAUCAACACGGCGGCCGUGCACCAGCAGCAACAAUCACAGCCAACACUCGCCUCCAGGGAUUCGGAGUCGUCCCUGCUGGCGCCGUCCUCUGCGACGCUGCCUCAGCUCCACCAUCACCACCAACAGCAACAACAACAACAACAACAACAACAACAACAACAACAACAACAACAACACAACUCGUCGUCCUCUUCCACGACCUCCUCGUCCUCCUCCUCGUCGACGUCGUCGUCGUCGUCGGCGGUGUCCGCCAACUCGACUACGGUGCAGGACGUGCCGGACGAGAGGUUGCACUGCAACAACAGCAGCUACCGGGGGAGGAAUAGCGAGCGCGAUCGGGACUGCAGGGACCGGGACAAGGCAGAGCGGGACAAACGGGACACGAGGUCGAGGGAGCGCGAGCUCAACAGCAACUUGAGCCUGUGCGUGGUGAAGAACGAGUGCGGCUCGGACGACGUGGACAUAGACGAGGAGGACGAGUGCCCGGCGUCGCCGGUCUCGAGGACGAGGACGAGGAUGGGUGCGACGACGCCAGGGGCAGCGACGGCGAUGACGACGGCGCCGAGGCCGACAAGCCCCUGCGUCGGGCCUCUCGCGUUGGACCGGCCGCGGUCGAGGCGUGACUCCGACUCCCCGGCUAGCAUGGAAGAGACGAGGGGCUCGGUCAGUCCCUCGUCGGCCCACAGUGGUCCUAGCGACAUGAGUCUCAGCAAUAAUAACAACAACAAUAACAACAACAACGGCAGCAGUGGAGGAGGUGGUGCUUGCGGCGUCGCCCCGGUAACGAUACCGAUCGGCAGCCUCGUCCAGGGUAGACUUCCGUCCCCGCACAGCACGGAGCCUCUAGCGGGGCCCUCCGGCUUGCCUCCGGUUCAGCAGGUGCCGCUGUCGCUGAAGAAGGAAGUGGACUGGGAGAGGUCGACAGAGGAGCGGAGCGCGAGUAGCGAAAUGUCCAGCGACUACAGACUUCCACCGGAUCCGGUCUCAUUGGCUCUGAGCCUCGAAUCGGCCAGUUGGGCGGCCGCCGCCAGUGGCGAGGGUGGCUCCGCUGCCUUGCUAACCUCAGCAGGUUUCGCCGCUGGCCUCGCCGGCCUGGCUCGCCGCUGCGGCGUCUGUCUCGCGAGCUUUCCAUCCGCCUGGCUACUCGAGCGCCACGCCUUGCUGCAGCACGCCGGCCUGCCCGGGGACGACAAGCCCUUCACCUGCGAGCAGUGCGGCCAGCGCUACCGCUACCGCUCGGCCUACGUCAAGCACCGCGAGCAGAACCACCGCGCCCGGCUGCCCGCGGACAAGCUCUUCACCUGCGAGGUCUGCGGCAUGCAGUUCAGGUACCUCAAGUCAUUCAAGAAACACCGGCUGAACCAUGCGCUCGAGCGCCUGCAGCGACCGCCAUCAAGCGAGUCACAGCUCCCGAACGAACGCAGCGACCAGGUGUCGAGCACCGGUGAGCCAUCCGUCCAACUGGAGACGAGCAGCGCGGGCGACGCCAGUCCCAUCCAGAUGGACUCGGAGGGGGACCACCGAGAACCGCGUGCCGAUCGAGCCGACACGCCGACGAGGCCCGAAAGCCGCGAGGGAACCACCGCGGGCUCCGAGACCACGAGCGUCCAGGAGAGCCCCGGCGAGACCGCGACCCCGCCCCACCAGCAGGACUACACGGGUGGUGCUCAUACAUCGGUAGCUUCGGCGGCGCAAACGGCUCAGGCGCCCAUCAGCGGUGGCAGCGACGCCGAGAAUGACGAGACGAUCGAGGUGGACGCAACGACGACGGGUAACACCGCGAGCGUGGACAUCAACACGAGCCUGAACCUGACUGUCGGCCGAGCGCGGACCCCGAGCAACAACAACAGUCACCACAAUCACCACGACGCGGACAGACGGGAGCGGCGUUUUGCGUGCCCGUUCUGUGGCAAGUGCGUCCGUUCGAAGGAGAACCUCAAGUUGCACGUGCGCAAGCACACGGGGGAGCGGCCGUUCGUUUGCUUGUUCUGUUCACGGGCGUUUGGCGGCAAGAGCGACCUAACUCGGCACCUGAGAAUACACACGGGCGAGCGACCCUAUCACUGCGAAAUGUGCGGCAAAUGCUUCGCCCGGGCCGAUUACCUUUCCAAGCACCUCACCACCCACAUACACCAGCGCUGAAAACAACAGCGCUCCAAGUCGAUCGACGACCAAUCUCCGUGAUGGAUUUUGUGGAGCCUCAGCUAUGUGAUUACCAAACAUUAUUUUUCUUUUUAUUAUUCACUUUUCUCCUCGUCUUUGAGCGCUAAUGCUUUUUUGUUGGAUUCGAGACGAAUGGACUCGCGCACCGGGACUAUUCUCGGCCUACGAACAAUUUCCUCGAGGUGCGCGUAACGAUAUUCAAGAUCGAUAAGAGUAUUACCGAACUCAUCCACUCGGACGAAAAUUAAUGGUAUAUUGGAAACGUAGAUGGUAAAAAUUUUCAAACAUCAACCAUAAAGAGUGAGAUAAAUCACUUGAAUCCUGCAAUAAACAUGUUUGUGACGAAAAUAGGAGUCCGAGUCGUGGAGUGAGAAAGAUUGUGUGAGAAUGAAUAUAGUACCUAACGAAGAUAAAACCGAGCCAAAGUCAACAAUAAUGUUACUCGAUGCUAGUGAACAUGUAACCAAAGAGCGUAGCAAUGGCCUAAUUGUGAAGCAUCAGAGUAAAAAUGAUUAUUCAAAAUGUUGAAACACCUACCAACAAUUUCCUCUAAACCAAAAAAAUGUCCCUUCAACCUGAUUGAAACGAAAUAAAAUAGUGUUAGGGUGACGAGCGUUUGAGUUUUAAGUACGAUUGGGCAGUGCUUUCUAACUUCGGUCUAAUUGCUGUGAUUAGGUACACACGUUUCUGUCACACGAUACAUUACAGUCGUAUAAUUGUUAUCUAUAAACUAAAAUUUUUCUUUUUUGUUUCAUUUUAGUUCAUCAGCAAGUGUGACAUUGUACAUACAACGUAUAAGAAUUAAAAGAUAAGUUGAAUGUGAUAAUACAUGUGCCAAUGUUUUUCAAGAGUGUAUUAACGAUUUAUUGCAAAGCAAGCUGUUUACAUUUCAAUGUUGACUUCGUUAACGCACAAUAUUGAUCUAGCCAAAAAACGAGAACUUCCAAAAAUGGCCAAAAACAUUUUUGAGUAGCAAAGUAAAGCCCAAAACUUUUAAUCAGUGCCAACGAAACGAAAAAUAUUAAACAAAAGUGAACGCCCACGUAAUCACUUGUGCACACGAGAAAAGAAAAAAAAAAGUCGAAAUUUUAACAUACUUGUCCUCCAGCAAACUUUUGAUUUCGUUUCUACGUCCAACCAUACCAACCAUAAGAUCCGCUAAACACGCGAUUAGUCCUAUCGCGCGAGACAACGCACUGCACGUAAGAGAGCCAGGCCUCUUGAAGCACACCAACCAACACCUGUUCUAAAACGCGCGUGCGUUACAGCAACAUUACCUCGUGUUAACGUAUAGUACUUACACACUGUUAUUCCCCUUGCAACCAAGUUUUGCACGUAUAAUACAAGUCACUCACUGCUUAAUGCGCGAAGGAAGAAGUAGGAUAGACGACGACGGGGACACGAAAUGCGGUGCAACUUGCCACGUUCUGCUACCCACGCCAAGAAGAAGCGAAAGUACAUAUUAUGCGCAGGGGAGGAAACUUGGACUCGUAAGCCUUAAACUUUGCCGCGAACUUCUCUACUAAUCUCGCGACCCUUUUGUUGUUCUCACUUUAUCUUGGCUUGGAGCGAAACGGGCACAAAAUUCAUGCCCAACAUGACCAGCCGAUUAAUACAAUUUUUUUAUUCACAACAUCAUAGUCAGCAUCGAAUUUACAUCAGUUGCAUGCCUGCUAUUAAUAUUUGCAACGUGUAAUAUAAUGAACCUAUGUCGAAAUAUAAUUAGGCGCACUUCAUCAAAGCAAUAAGUAUAUAUACUUACCAGGGGCGCUGCACACGAAGUUGUGGUUUCAAUAACGCGCGAGGGCGAACAAAGUGUCAGAGGCGCUUGUAACGCUGGAAAGCCCGCAAGUUGCGCCGCACAAACGCGCUCCCGUCGAAAGCAGGCACGAGGUAGCUUCGUUACGUUGGAAAGUAUAGAAUAUAUAGCCGCCCUCAGACCCGAUAAGCGAGCGAACCGCGUCUUGUAAGCGCGUACUUUGCGCUAACGAUGUAACGUUUGGCUAACGCGUGAAUCCCUUCAAGUCCCGUGGGGAACGAGGAAAAACUGGCUGCCACGUAAUACGAUGAAUCGAAAUACGGAAAGAAAUUGAUGGAAAUGUAUUUUUAUUGGGCAUUGCACACGGGAUGCACUUUUCAGAUUUAAUGUGACGUGGUUAUGCAAUAGUAUGACGAUUGAAAAAAGAAUGGAGGAAGAUAAAACGAGGAGCCUAGCGUACAUGUGCAAUGUGAAGUUUAUUUGCAAUAGUUGAUGAUAAAUAUUAUUUAGAUAACCUCGCCAAAGCGAUUGCGCCGGUAUUUAAUUGAAGGAGAAGGUAUUUUAUAUAGUUACAGUUAUAAGGUUAUUGAUUCGUGCUGUCACGAAUAAGAUUGAAAUUUUUUGGAACUUUAUUGUUUAUUUAUUUUUUAUUUCUUGUUACAAAUGUUAUGAAACUUAGUGUAGAACAGGAGACACAUAGUAUGCCAAAGAAGUUUUAGAGAUCUGAUCUCAAAAUGCGGGGAAUGUAGGUAGAAAUAAAAAUAAUCGAAAAAUCGUCCCUCCACCUUGGAAACCUAACCGGCAAGUAGCUGAACGUGAUGGGUCCGAUAAACAUACUGAUAGUGAUAAUAAGGUCGAAGAACAAAAAAUAUGCACAAAGUUUUAAAACAGUUGCCAUGAUUUGUGCAUAUUUUGGUAGUUGAAAAAAAAAAAAAUUAGCACCCAGCAAUUCUUUUGGGUUUUCGAAUCUUGAUUUAGGUUUUGAUUCUUUAUUUUCAAUAGGUUGAUUGUUUACAACGAUAAAUUGACAUGCGAUAACAAUAUUACAUUUACAAAACCGCACAUAAAAUUUAGCAACGUAAUUGUAAAGAAAUUUUUUUUUUGUUUUAAAAAAAAUCGGUUUGCCUAGUGCACUCGAAAUUUUUAAGUUCGUGCUCUCACUUCGAUUACCACUUGAUGUAUAAGAUUAUGAUUAUUUCCGUGACGACCGGUAGAACAAACAAUGUAUUAUGUAAUAAAUGACAACCAUACAUUCAUUCGAUUUUCUAUUAAUAUUCCGACGAAUUUUUUGCUUCUACCCGUGAGAUAAGAGCCUGCGUUCAGAAAUAGAAAAACAUCGAAAAAAAAAAA
Messenger RNA from Copidosoma floridanum, 5653 nucleotides. It is a transcript of the gene mamo, whose product is annotated as zinc finger protein 628-like. The record is from RefSeq and is a predicted model, not a curated record. NCBI's taxonomy places the organism in Eukaryota, Metazoa, Arthropoda, Insecta, Hymenoptera, Encyrtidae. Gene Ontology annotation, molecular function: protein binding. Gene Ontology annotation, biological process: regulation of transcription by RNA polymerase II. Gene Ontology annotation, cellular component: nucleus.